UCAACACUUACAACAAACAAAACACCUAAACAUAAUUAAAUUAACUAUUACAAGUAAACACUCAAGAACAUGGAGGAGCAGAGCAAGAACAAGAACAAGAUCAGCGAAGAAGAAAAACAACUUCAUGGGAAUCGAAGUCGACCAAAGGGAGGACUAAUUACCAUGCCCUUCAUCUUCGCGAACGAGAUAUGUGAGAAAUUGGCGGUGGUUGGGUUUCACGCAAACAUGAUAAGCUAUUUAACAACACAGCUUCACCUUCCUUUAACCAAAGCAGCCAACACUCUCACUAACUUCGCCGGAACUUCAAGUCUCACUCCUCUCCUCGGUGCCUUUGUCGCCGACUCCUUCGCCGGCCGCUUCUGGACCAUCACUUUUGCUUCCAUCAUCUACCAAAUCGGGAUGACACUGCUAACGAUAUCGGCAAUAAUACCGACGCUAAGGCCACCACCAUGUAAAGGAGAAGAGGUUUGUGUAGAAGCAGACACAGCACAGUUGAGUAUUUUGUACAUAGCUCUUCUUCUUGGAGCUCUCGGGUCGGGUGGGAUCCGACCCUGUGUUGUUGCUUUUGGUGCGGAUCAGUUCGACGAGUCGGAUCCUAAGCAAACCACCAAAACCUGGAACUACUUCAACUGGUACUACUUUUGCAUGGGAGCAGCAGUUUUAGUGGCGGUGACGGUUCUUGUGUACAUCCAAGAUAACGUUGGGUGGGGUCUAGGUUUGGGCAUACCGACAGUGGCUAUGUUCUUAUCCGUUAUUGCUUUUGUCGGCGGUUUCCGGCUUUACCGUCACUUGGUUCCGGCGGGUAGUCCAUUUACCCGCCUGAUCCAAGUGUCAGUCGCAGCAUUCCGCAAAAGGAAUCUGCGGAUGGUUUCUGACCCAAGUCUUCUCUAUUUCAACGAUGAGAUUGAUGAUCCUAUCUCCUUAGGUGGUAAACUCACCCACACCAAACACAUGAGUUUCUUGGACAAAGCAGCGAUUGUGACGGAGCAAGACAAUUUGAAACCGGGUCAAAUCCCUAACCCAUGGAGGCUAAGCACAAUCCACCGGGUCGAAGAGCUCAAAUCGGUGAUCCGAAUGGGUCCAAUCGGAGCCUCCGGGAUCCUCCUAAUCACAGCCUAUGCUCAACAAGGAACCUUCUCUCUACAACAAGCCAAAACCAUGAACCGUCACUUAACCAAAUCAUUCCAAAUCCCAGCCGGUUCAAUGUCCGUCUUCACCACCGUCGCGAUGCUCACCACAAUCGUCUUCUACGACCGCAUCUUCGUCAAAAUCGCCCGGAGAUUCACCGGUCUCGAGAGAGGCAUCACGUUCCUCCACCGCAUGGGGAUCGGCUUCGUCAUCUCGAUAAUCGCGACGCUCGUCGCCGGAUUCGUCGAGAUCAAACGCAAACGCGUCGCGAUCGAGCACGGGCUUUUGGAUAAGCCUCACACGGUGGUUCCGAUCUCGUUCCUGUGGCUGAUUCCUCAGUACAGCCUCCACGGAAUCGCCGAGGCGUUCAUGUCGAUCGGACAUUUGGAGUUUUUCUACGAUCAAGCGCCGGAGAGUAUGAGGAGUACAGCGACGGCGCUUUUCUGGAUGGCGAUUUCGAUCGGGAACUAUGUGAGCACUUUGCUUGUGACUUUGGUUCAUAAAUUCAGUGCUAAACCGGAUGGGAGCAAUUGGUUACCGGAUAACAAUUUGAACCGGGGAAGGCUCGAGUAUUUUUACUGGUUAAUCACUCUGUUACAAGUUGUUAACCUCGUGUAUUAUCUUUGGUGCGCCAAGAUUUACACGUAUAAACCGGUUCAGGUGCAUCAUAGCAAGGAAGUGGAAAGUCCGGUUAGAGAUGAAUUGCAGUUAUCCAAUAGGGGUUUAAUUGAUGCAUAAGCGACCUUCGGGUUUGUAAUGUAAAAUCUACAGGUAAGUAAUGUAUCUAUAGAUUUAAUAAAAAAAUAUAGAAAAAUGACUUUGUCCA
This is a messenger RNA of Eutrema salsugineum, 1954 nucleotides long. Its product is annotated as protein NRT1/ PTR FAMILY 3.1. The transcript has 5 exons. Gene Ontology annotation, cellular component: plasma membrane. The record is from RefSeq and is a predicted model, not a curated record. Gene Ontology annotation, molecular function: transmembrane transporter activity. The coding region runs from base 70 to 1866 and encodes 598 amino acids. Lineage: Eukaryota; Viridiplantae; Streptophyta; Magnoliopsida; Brassicales; Brassicaceae. Gene Ontology annotation, biological process: transmembrane transport.